Xylona heveae TC161 is the source of this 2202-nucleotide messenger RNA. RefSeq lists its product as hypothetical. Lineage: Eukaryota; Fungi; Ascomycota; Xylonomycetes; Xylonales; Xylonaceae. The coding region runs from base 1 to 2202 and encodes 733 amino acids. Gene Ontology annotation, molecular function: primary methylamine oxidase activity; copper ion binding; quinone binding. The record is from RefSeq and is a predicted model, not a curated record. The transcript has 6 exons. Gene Ontology annotation, biological process: amine metabolic process.
AUGGCGCUUGCAGUUCCACCCAAUUCGCUCAAUAGAGGGGCUCCGAAAGCCGCGAAUGUUGCCAGUGGUCAUCCACUUGAUCCAUUGGCUGCGGUAGAGACGAUACAAGCGGCACAGCUUCUCAAAGGCCAUGCAACGGGGUCCAGUCUUCAUUUCAAGUAUAUUACCAUUGCUGAGCCUCCCAAAAAUGUCCUACGGGCGUAUCUUGCUGCAGAGCGGACCGGCAAGGCUGAUCUCCCCCACAUUCCCCGCCGAGCAAGUGCGCUCUACUACCUUCGUGGCACCGCUGAAUUGUAUCUGGCCAAGGUCAACUUAGAUGAUGAGACUGUUGACUCUGUUGAGAAGCUGCCGGAAUUCUUUCAUGCACAGGCCGAUAUCGACGAAUUGAUAGUGAUGAAAGAUGCAUGCCUACAACAUCCAAGGGUGCGAGCCGAGAUUGAACGCUUUCGACUGCCCAAAGGAACCACUGUUGUGUGCGAUUUAUGGCCAUAUGGUCGAGAUACUGGGGGUACUUCCCGGAGAAUGAUUCAGUAUUACAUGUAUGCACGGGAUCCGGCAACGAAUCAUGAAGCGUCUAAUCACUAUGAUUUGCCGCUUCAGUUCUCCCCCAUCUUCGACUAUGUGUCCCGCGAGUUGGUGGAUAUCAUAUAUCUCCCUACUGGGUCAGAUCAACGGGUCAAUCCCGAGCCAAAGUAUAUUCCCCAUACAGCAAAGGAAUAUCACCAUGAUCUGCAACCUACGCCCCCUCGAUCAGACCUGAAGCCUUUGCUUGUGCACCAGCCACAAGGUGCUUCUUUCAAUAUUGAUGGACAUCUCAUCACAUGGCAGAAAUGGCGACUCCGUCUAGGAUUCAACUGGCGCGAGGGAAUGGUGCUCCACGACGUGACGUAUGACGGCCGAGAGUUGUUUCAUCGGCUGAGCCUGAGCGAGUUGUUUGUUCCAUAUGGCGAUCCGCGCACUCCUUAUAAUCGGAAGAGCGUGUUUGACUUUGGUGAUAUUGGGGCCGGAGUUGUUGCCAACAACCUCAAGCUUGGAUGUGACUGUCUAGGGCUAAUCAAGUACUUUUCCUUUAUCAUCACCGAUUCAAAUGGCAACCCCGUAGAAAAGCCCAACGCCGUUUGCAUGCACGAAAUUGACAAUGGCAUUGGGUGGAAGCAUACCAACACCAAAACCGGACCCGUUUCAAUCGUACGCUCCCGCGUGCUCGUACUGCAAUCAAUCAUCACCCUAGGAAAUUACGAAUACGUCCUCGCAUGGCACCUCGACCAGGCAGCUGGACUGCACUACCAGAUCCAAGCCACUGGAAUCGUUUCCACGGCACCCAUUGAUCCUGGCGUGCAAGUACCCUGGGGGACAAAUGUCAAUGAGGGCGUCAUGGCUCCAUAUCACCAGCACGUAUUCUGUCUACGCAUCGACCCCUGUAUCGACGGGGACAACAACACCUUCCUCGAAGAAGACUCCAUCGCCAUGCCGCUCACCGAACACCUCAACCCCAAGGGCGUAGGCUACACCACUACCCAAAACGUCCUCUCUACAUCCUCUUCCUCCGAAGCCGCGCCCAACCGCGUUCACAAAAUCAUCAACCCUUCCAAGCUCAACCGCGUGUCCGGCCGUCCUGUGGGCUACGCCAUCUAUAGCCCCGUCAAGCAGAUGCUCCUCGCACACCCGACGUCCUGGCACAGCCGGCGGGCCAAAUACGCGCGCCACCCAUUCUGGGUCACCGCGUAUCGCGACGACGAAAUCUAUCCCGCGGGGGAUUACACCUACCAGUCUCUUCCCCCUGAAGACAUUGCUGCGGUUACAGGUCGCGGCGGGGCUGGCCACCAAGACCUCGCAGCCUGGACGGCCCGCAAAGACCCCACAGAAAACACAGACAUUGUCAUCUGGCACAGCAUUUGCCUAACGCAUAACCCCCGGCCCGAAGACUAUCCCGUCAUGCCGUGCGACACGAUGACGGUUAGUCUCAAGCCGAGCGGGUUUUUUGAACAGAAUCCCGCCUUAGACGUGCCGCAGAGCACGCAGGCCGUGAAUCAGAGUUGUCUGUAUGGGGAUUUUGACAGGCGGCUACGCCUUGCUUCUUCGUCCUCUGGUUCCCCUUCUCUCAAUCCGCCGGAUCCCGCGAAAUCUUCUUCCCCUUCCCAUUCAGUCAAUCCUGCAGUACAUUCUACCGCGCAAGACAGUCAACCCUGUUGCUCUUCUUAG